AUGGCGCCCGACCGAAGUGAAGUGACUUCCAUCACAUACAGGAAUCCGGAAGUCUACUUGGGCAAGGCAUGGACAAGUGCCAUGGAUAUCUGGGCGUGGGGAAUUGCAAUUGAUUUACAUUCACCUGGUAUAUAUGAUUCGGUGAUCAAAGAAGGCACACUCGAACAGAAGGCGGAGACGGUCCGAGCGUGUCAGUGCCAUGAUUUUGACCUUCGUUCGCUUGAAUACUUUCAGGAUUGUGAUUUUUCUGCUGUUGAUGAUCUCGGAGUAAACGGUGGCCUGAAUUCUGGCGACGAACAUUGGACCGAUCGCUUGGUAGCAUUAGGCAUUCCCGAGUAUGAUGUUGUCUUCCUCUACGCCGUCUUACAACCCGACCCAACGAAGAGGAUGUCAGUGGAUCAGAUCCUAGAAACGGGGUAUUUAGACGCCUAUUGA
This is a messenger RNA of Aspergillus pseudoviridinutans, 435 nucleotides long. RefSeq lists its product as uncharacterized. The record is from RefSeq and is a predicted model, not a curated record. NCBI's taxonomy places the organism in Eukaryota, Fungi, Ascomycota, Eurotiomycetes, Eurotiales, Aspergillaceae. Bases 1 to 435 code for a protein of 144 amino acids. The transcript is spliced from 2 exons.